Molecule: messenger RNA, 600 nt
Organism: Batrachochytrium dendrobatidis JAM81
Lineage: Eukaryota; Fungi; Chytridiomycota; Chytridiomycetes; Rhizophydiales
Exons: 1
Coding region: 1-600 (199 amino acids)
Source: RefSeq, a predicted model, not a curated record
AUGAGUACUGAGGCUAGCACUUCGACCACAAGCACUGAAGCUAGUACUUAUACAAUGAGUGCUGAGGCUAGCACUUCGACAGCCUCUACAAGCGGAGCUUCAGCCAGUGGAUCUGAAUAUUCGAAAUUUCCUAAACCAUACAGUGAACUUGAGGCAUAUUGCUCUCCAUUCAAUGCUGGUGGAAUGUUUUUGAUCGAAGAAUUCGCAUUAAAUCGACAUAAACUUCAAGAAUUAGCUGAAGAAUCCAGCAAAAAAAAUCAUGAAGAGAGUGCUCAACAACAAGUGGUUGAUGAACUGCAGGAAAAAAUUGAUGCUCUGCGUAAAAACUCAGGUCCAAUGUUGGAAAUCAUCGAGUUCGAAGCUGAUCUUGUUAUAGCAAAUGGCAUUCUUAGCGAACUUGAAAAAGAGAUGCGUGAACUUUUUGAACGCUAUUUCGAGCUAAUUGGGGAAAACGCAACAUUAAGAGAGGUACUCAAGGAGAAAGACCCAAAACUAUAUAUACCUGGAUCAUCAGGGGAUAAUUCAGAAGUGAUGAGUUUGAUGGAGCAUCCUUCAUUCGAGAAAUGCUUGGGUUAUUUCCUUGAUCGCUUAUCAAAGUGA